Molecule: messenger RNA, 1669 nt
Organism: Gavialis gangeticus (Gharial)
Lineage: Eukaryota; Metazoa; Chordata; Crocodylia; Gavialidae
Gene: KCNN1
Product: potassium calcium-activated channel subfamily N member 1
Exons: 9
Coding region: 83-1669 (528 amino acids)
Biological process (GO): potassium ion transmembrane transport
Cellular component (GO): neuron projection; plasma membrane; neuronal cell body
Molecular function (GO): small conductance calcium-activated potassium channel activity; calmodulin binding
Source: RefSeq, a predicted model, not a curated record
GGUCCAUGCCGGCUCGUGGGCUCUGAACCAUGCUGGCUCCGUGGGCGCCGUCAGCGAGCCCAACCCCUUCCCCGAGAUAGCCAUGAACAGCUGCAAGUACAAUGGAGGCGUCGUCCGGCCCCUGGGCAGCCUGAGCGCCUCCCCCCGCCACCUCCCCGAGCUGGAGGCUGAGACCCAGCCCCUGCAGACCCUGCACAGCGCCGGCCUGGAGGCCGUGGUCUCCAAGCCGGAGCAGGCCAAGGUGUCGGACACGAGCGUGGACGCCGGGGAGGAGGACGAGGACGACGAGGAGGCGGCGGCGGGAGCGGAGCGGAUCCGGCGGCAGCGCAAGAACCAGAACGUCGGGUACCGGCUGGGCCACCGGCGAGCCCUGUUCGAGAAGCGCAAGCGCCUCAGCGACUACGCCCUCAUUUUCGGGAUGUUCGGCAUCGUCGUCAUGGUGACCGAGACGGAGCUCUCCUGGGGCGUCUACACCAAGGAGUCGUCAUACUCAUUUGCACUGAAAUGCCUUAUCAGCCUGUCGACCAUCAUCCUGCUGGGCCUCAUCAUCAUGUACCAUGCCAGGGAAAUCCAGCUCUUCAUGGUGGACAACGGGGCGGACGACUGGAGAAUAGCCAUGACCUACGAGCGGAUCUUCUUCAUCACGCUGGAGCUGCUGGUGUGUGCCAUCCACCCCGUGCCGGGCCAGUACCUCUUCACGUGGACGGCGCGCCUGGCCUUCACCUACACCACCUCGGUGGCGGAUGCCGACGUGGACAUCAUCCUGUCCAUCCCCAUGUUCCUGCGGCUCUACCUGAUCGGGCGCGUCAUGCUGCUGCACAGCAAGCUCUUCACCGACGCCUCGUCCCGCAGCAUCGGGGCCCUCAACAAGAUCAACUUCAACACCCGCUUCGUCAUGAAGACCCUCAUGACCAUCUGCCCCGGCACGGUCCUCCUGGUCUUCAGCAUCUCCUCCUGGAUCAUCGCCGCCUGGACUGUCCGCGUCUGCGAGAGGUACCACGACAAGCAGGAGGUGACCAGCAAUUUCCUGGGAGCCAUGUGGCUGAUCUCCAUCACGUUCCUCUCCAUCGGCUACGGCGACAUGGUCCCCCACACCUACUGCGGGAAGGGCGUCUGCCUGCUCACCGGCAUCAUGGGUGCCGGGUGCACGGCGCUGGUGGUCGCUGUGGUCGCCCGGAAGCUGGAACUCACCAAAGCUGAAAAACACGUGCACAACUUCAUGAUGGACACGCAGUUAACGAAGCGGGUGAAAAACGCUGCUGCUAACGUACUCAGGGAAACGUGGCUCAUCUACAAACACACCAAGCUGGUGAAGAAGAUCGACCAUGCCAAAGUUCGGAAACACCAGCGUAAGUUCCUCCAAGCCAUCCAUCAAUUAAGGAGUGUGAAAAUGGAGCAGCGGAAGCUGAACGACCAGGCGAACACGCUGGUGGACUUGGCCAAGACCCAGAACGUCAUGUACGACCUGGUGUCCGAGCUCCAGGAGCGCAACGAGGACCUGGAGAAGCGCAUCAGCACCCUGGAGGGCAAGAUCGAUGCCCUGGGCCUCAGUCUCCACGCCCUGCCAGGCCUCAUCACCCAAGCCAUAACCCAGCAGCAGCAGCAGCAGCAGCGACGGGGCCAGGGCCCAGGCACGGUCAAACUCCUCGAGUCGGCCGUGCUGGAGUGA